UGUGUUUGUGUGGACAUAUACGCGGAGGUGUGCCAUGCGUAUCAGCUGCUGUUGAGAGGCGGGCUGAGGGGGGAGAACAUAGUGGUGAUGAUGCACGACGACAUCGCCCACAACCCCCUCAACCCGAGGCAGGGCGUCAUCAUCAACCACCCCCAGGGCCAAGACGUUUACGCUGGGGUCCCCAAGGACUACACCAGGGAGCAAGUCACUACGAAGAACUUGUAUGCUAUGCUUUUGGGUAAUAAGAGUGACAUAGAAGGUGGAAGUGGAAAGGUCAUAGACAGCAAAUCAGAUGAUAGAAUACUCAUCUACUACUCAGACCAUGGAGGCCCUGGGGUCCUUGGAAUGCCCAACAUGCCAUAUCUUUUCGCUGCUGAUUUCAUUGAAGUAUUGAAGAAACAUGCAUCCAGUAGUUACAAAGAAAUGGUUAUCUAUAUAGAAGCAUGUGAGAGCGGCAGCAUAUUUGAAGGUUUAAUGCCAGAAGACUUGAACAUAUAUGUGACAACACCAUCAAAUUCUGUGGAAAGCAGUUGGGGUACAUAUUGUCCUGGGAUGGAUCCUCCUCCCCCUCCUGAAUUUUUUAUUUGCCUUGGUGAUUUGUACAGUGUUGCAUGGAUGGAGGACAGUGACGUCCACAAUCUAAAGGAGGAGACCAUUGGGAAGCAGUAUGAACUGGUGAAGAUGAGGACAUCCGGUUAUGACACCUAUAGAGCCGGGUUUUUUUACCAGAGCUUUGACCCUUCUAAUGCCAAUGUUACUGAGAAUGUCGUUGAUCUAAGAAUGCAGAUGGGGGCCAUCAAUCAGAGAUGCUGAUCUUCUCUUCUUGUGGA
This is a messenger RNA of Musa acuminata subsp. malaccensis (wild Malaysian banana), 830 nucleotides long. NCBI's taxonomy places the organism in Eukaryota, Viridiplantae, Streptophyta, Magnoliopsida, Zingiberales, Musaceae. The record is from RefSeq and is a predicted model, not a curated record.